Molecule: messenger RNA, 1892 nt
Organism: Haplochromis burtoni (Burton's mouthbrooder)
Lineage: Eukaryota; Metazoa; Chordata; Actinopteri; Cichliformes; Cichlidae
Product: BTB/POZ domain-containing protein 1
Exons: 8
Coding region: 177-1640 (487 amino acids)
Biological process (GO): neurogenesis
Cellular component (GO): P-body; cytosol
Molecular function (GO): protein binding
Source: RefSeq, a predicted model, not a curated record
ACCCACGCCACUUCCGGAGACUCUGUAGCUAGCAGGUAGCUAGUGAUGAGUGAUGGCGUCUGCUGCGAUGGAUACCACGUAAAUGAAUAACAACAAAAACAUUACGGCGAGUGCGUGUCUGCGUGUCAAUAACGAGGCCGUUUCUGUGAAAGUACACUGAAAAACAGUGUGUCGUUAUGGCGACCGGGAGCAGUGGUGGCGGAUUGCCGUCAAACCAUGACGGUCAGGAGGCAGCAUCCAACUCGGCUCAUUGCGGAGCACCAGCAGCGCUCUCCAACGUCCCAGCCUCCGCUCCUACCCCGUCCGGCUCCCCGCCCGUCCUCGGCCUUCACCGGGAGCCCAUGUACAACUGGCAGGCGACGAAGAGGUCCCUAAAGGAGCGCUUCGCCUUCCUCUUCAACAACGAGCUUCUCAGCGACGUCAGGUUCAUAGUCGGGAAAGGAAGACAGGCCCAGAGGAUACCGGCCCAUAAGUUCGUCCUGGCCGCUGGCAGUGCCGUUUUUGAUGCCAUGUUUAACGGUGGGAUGGCCACGACCUCUGCUGAAAUCGAGCUGCCUGAUGUGGAGCCGGCCGCCUUCCUCGCGCUGCUCAGGUUCCUCUAUUCUGACGAGGUCCACAUUGGUCCCGAGACGGUGAUGACGACUCUGUACACGGCUAAGAAGUAUGCGGUCCCUGCUCUGGAGGGGCACUGCGUGGAGUUCCUCACCAAACAUCUCAGAGCUGACAACGCAUUUAUGCUUCUCACUCAGGCCAGGUUAUUUGAUGAGCCUCAGCUCGCCAGUCUCUGCUUAGACACCAUCGACAAAAGCACAGCAGAUGCAAUAAAUGCAGAGGGAUUUACAGAUAUUGACCUUGACACUCUUUGCGCGGUGCUUGAAAGAGACACACUAAGCAUCAGGGAGAACCGUCUGUUUGGAGCGGUGGUCCGCUGGGCGGAGGCUGAGUGUUACAGGCAACAGCUUCCUCUGACCGCGGAGAACAAACAGAAGGUUCUGGGGAAAGCCCUCCCGCUCAUCCGCUUCCCGCUCAUGACUGUUGAGGAGUUUGCUGCCGGGCCUGCCCAGUCUGGAAUAUUGUUCGAUCGGGAGGUGGUAAAUCUGUUUUUACACUUUACAGUAAACCCCAAACCGCGGGUCGACUACAUCGACAGGCCUCGCUGCUGCCUCAGGGGGGAGGAGUGCAGCAUUAAUAGAUUCCAGCAGGUUGAGAGUCGAUGGGGGUACAGUGGUACCAGCGACAGGAUCAGAUUCAAUGUUAACAGAAGAAUAUCCAUAGUGGGUUUUGGCUUGUAUGGUUCCAUACAUGGACCCACUGACUAUCAGGUCAACAUACAGAUCAUAGAGAGCGACAAACGCAUCACACUGGGACAGAACGAGACAGGUUUCAGCUGCGAUGGCACAGCAAACACGUUCCGAGUGAUGUUCAAAGAGCCCGUGGAAAUCCUACCCAGCGUCAGCUACACUGCGUGCGCCACCUUAAAGGGCCCCGACUCGCAUUAUGGCACUAAAGGGUUAAAGAAAGUGACCCAGGAAUUGGCAUCGGGGGCCAAGACAACAUUUUUCUUUUUUAGUUCACCUGGAAAUAACAACGGCACAUCCGUGGAGGACGGGCAGAUACCAGAAAUCAUCUACUACAGCUGAACUCGCUGCAGUGUCAUUCAGGUACACUGAAACAAGGAGACCUCGGACUGCUGGGAAGACUGGACUGUUCUUGGUGCCUCACGAGCCUAUGGAAUAACGAAUGUGUGUGUGUGUGUGCUGUAUGUUUGUAUUUGUCUAUACGAUGUUGGUGUACAGGCAUGAUCAGCAAUGUGGAAACAACCUGAGUUGUGGAAAAAUCACAGCUCUGUUGUCAAAAAAAAAAAGAAGAAAAGAAGCUUUUCGGGGGACAAA